Messenger RNA from Diachasma alloeum, 792 nucleotides. RefSeq lists its product as uncharacterized. The record is from RefSeq and is a predicted model, not a curated record. Lineage: Eukaryota; Metazoa; Arthropoda; Insecta; Hymenoptera; Braconidae. The transcript has a single exon. Bases 1 to 792 code for a protein of 263 amino acids.
AUGAGUCUCUCUUCAGAGGAGAAAAGACGCGUCGCGUACCUCGAACAGAAAUUGAAUUUCUUCGAUCUCCAGUUGGGGAGGCUGGAGCAAUACCUCGAGAGUACACAUGUCGAUCCCGCAAACGCAAAGAUACGUGCGGAGAAAAUGUCGACAUUGUUCGAUACUUCGAUGAAGUACUAUGAGGAAUUAAACUCACUUCAAAGCAGCAAUCGCCUGGCAGGGAGUUUUCUAGAGACCGAAUCUAGAUACUACCAGGCAGCCGGCGCCAUUUCCAAACUCCAACAAAGGGAUUCGGUAUUCAACUCGACCUUGAAUCCGAAUAACAUCACUCUCACGGAGCGGCAAGAACUGCCAAAGCUCCCUAAAAUAAAGAUCCCCGUGUUCGACGGAAAACAAGAAAAUUGGGCGAUGUACAAAAAUAAGUUCAUCGCUCUCGUUCAUUCCCGGACCGACAUUUCUGACGCAGUGAAAUGCAGUCAACUUUUUGACUCUCUCACUGGGCCAGCUUUGGCUAAAAUCAGCCAAUAUGAUCCCAGUGACCAAGAUUAUUCGAAAGCUUGGAAAUCUCUCCUGGAAUUCUACGACCACAAGCGCAUUGUGGCCGUAGAACACUUGAAUGCUCUUAUCGACCUCCCACAGCUCACCCAGGUAUCAGCUGAUGACCUAUUCUCACUUCUGGAUAAGGCUCGUCAGCACCUUCACAUCCUGGAGGGAAUCGGUGCUCCACCUGGGGAAAACUUACUCGUUCGCAUCAUCGAACGUUGUCUUCCCCAGACACUGAGAAGUCGAUAG